AUGGGAGGAGUGAACUGUGAAACUGAAACUGAAGGUUGUGAUCGUGCAUCUGUGAAAUUUGAUUUGCUUGAAAGCUUGAAGCAUUUGUGCGAGGUUGAUAGUGAUACACUUUUAAAUAGACCGUUAGCAACGGAUCUUAAUGAGCGGCCUUCUAAAUGUCCAAGAAUCCUUCCUGAAGAAAUUGAUGCCACCACUUUGCAACGUGAUCCAGGGAAACGUCCGCAAAUAUGGGAAUAUCCUGUAAACUUACAAGAUGAAAUGCGGCGUGCUUAUCUUAGAGCUGGCCCAUGUCAACCUAUUCUUUUACCUACAGAAUAUCCACCUUCAGGACCGGAGAAUCAUCGUCGUCGAUUUCAAGCUUCUUGGUUUCAGACAUACUCAAGUUGGUUGGAGUAUUCGGAAUCAAAGGAUGCCAUCUUCUGUCAUCCAUGUUACAUUUUUGCUAAGAAAUCAACAGGCCGUCCAGGAUCAGAUGCAUUUACAGUGAAAGGUUUUAGGAAUUGGAAAAAGGUGAACGAUGGAAUGAAUUGUCCUUUAAUGGGACAUGUGGGGACAGAUCCAAAUUCACCACAUAAAAUUGCUGUGAAAUGUUGUGAAGAUUUGAAGAAUUAUUCACAGCAUAUUGGGAAGUUGAUUGAAAAGCAGUCAUCACAAGAAAUAGAGAAUAAUCGAUUGCGGCUCAAAACCUCAAUAGAUAGUGUUAGAUGGCUAGCAUUCCAAGCAUGUGCAUUUAGAGGUCAUGAUGAAAGCUCCGACUCAAAAAAUCAAGGUAACUUCAUUGAAUUGAUAAAGUUAUUAGCAACUUUUAAUGAUAAAGUUGAUGGAGUUGUGUUGACAAAUGCUCCACGGAAUGCCAAAUAUACAUCACCCCAAAUUCAAAAAGAAAUUUUGCAUAUCUUUGCAACUAAAGUGCGAGAUGUAAUUCGCAAAGAAAUUGGGGAUGCUAAAUUUUGCAUUCUUGUUGAUGAAGCUCGGGAUGAGUCAAAAAGGGAGCAAAUGACAAUCAUUUUGAGAUUUGUUGAUAAAGAUGGUUUUAUUCGAGAGAGAUUCUUUCAUAUUGUCCAUGUCAAAGAUACUACUGCAUUAACUUUAAAAAAGAAGAUAUGUGAUGUCCUUUCUUGUAACGACCUCAAAAUUCAGAAUAUUCGAGGUCAGGGAUAUGAUGGAGGUAAAUGUCCAUAUGCAUAUUAUGUGCAUUGCUUUGCUCAUAAGUUACAAUUAGCUUUGGUUGCAGCAUCUAGAGAAGCAAAAUCUGUUCAUCAGUUCUUUGAGAAUUUGAAUUUUAUUAUCAACAUCGUUGUUGGUUCUUCAAAACGCAAUGAUGAAUUGCAAUCUGCUCAAGUUGCUGAGAUUGAAAGUAUGAUUGCUUCUAAUGAAAUCGAGACUGGAAGGGGGGCAAAUCAAAUUGGUACUUUGCAACGACCUGGAGAUACUCGAUGGUCUUCUCAUUUUAAUUCUGUUUCUAGCAUGAUAAGAAUGUUUCGUGCAACUUGUUCAGUUCUUGACACUAUCUCAAAGGAAGGAACCAACUAUUCUCAACGCGGUGAUGCUGAAGCGGCUUAUAUGGUAUUAACAUCAUUUGAAUUUGUUUUGAUAUUGCAUUUGAUGAAAGAGAUUAUGGGAUAUACGCAUUGUCUUUGUCAAGCUUUGCAACAAAAUUCUCAAGACAUUUUAAAUGCCAUGAAAGUGGUUUCUACUACAAAAUCACUUCUUCAGAAUUUGAGAAAUGAAGAGUGGGAGCCUUUCCUUCAUACUGUUAAAUCAUUUUGUGAAAAAAAUGAAAUAGAUGUUCCUGAUAUGAAUACUCGUUACACUAGAGCUCGAGGUAGAUCAUGUCGCCAAAAUGAAGAAUCUUCCAUGACAAUGGAGCAUCAUUUUAGAAUUGAUGUGUUUAUUGCUGCAAGAGACUUCCAAUUACAAGAACUGGAUAAUAGAUUUAGUGAGCAUGCAGUGGAACUUCUUUGUCUUAGUGCCGCUUUAAGCCCUUUAGAUGCAUACAAAUCAUUUAAGAUUGAUGAUAUAUGUAGCUUAGUUGAGAAGUUCUAUCCUCAAGAUUUUACUGAGCAAGAGAAAAUGAUUUUGAGAUUUCAAUUGGAUCAUUAUAAGCUUGAUGUGCCAAAACAUUCAGAUUUUCAGAAUAUGUCCACUUUAUCUGAGUUGUGCAGAGGAUUAGCAAUUUCAGGAAAAUCGAAGAUUUAUAAUUUGAUUGACAGGUUGAUUCGUCUAGUGUUGACUCUCCCUGUUUCUACUGCUACUACUGAACGAGCCUUUUCUGCCAUGAAACUUGUAAAAACUAGAUUACGUAGUAGAAUGGAAGAUGAGUUUCUAGCAGAUAAUUUGGUAGUUUAUAUCGAGAAAGAAAUUGCUAAGGAUUUCACGACAGAGAUGAUAAUUGAUGAAUUUUAUUCCAUGAAAGAUCGUCGACGUUGA
This is a messenger RNA of Alnus glutinosa, 2430 nucleotides long. RefSeq lists its product as uncharacterized. NCBI's taxonomy places the organism in Eukaryota, Viridiplantae, Streptophyta, Magnoliopsida, Fagales, Betulaceae. Gene Ontology annotation, molecular function: protein dimerization activity. The transcript has 3 exons. The record is from RefSeq and is a predicted model, not a curated record. Bases 1 to 2430 code for a protein of 809 amino acids.